AAGAAUUUUUCUUUCACAAAAAAUUUUCAGUUUCCUUUUCCUUCAAUCUAUUAUUCAUCUCUCCUCCCACAAAAGAGGACAAAACAAAAAAAACUACAAAGUCCUAUUUUUCUUUCUCCAAUUGAUUUGUUAUCUUAGGUUUUUUACCUUCUUCAUCAAGCAAACGCCAUGGCGAAUGCGGCAUCUGGGAUGGCGGUAGAGGACGAGUGUAAGCUCAAGUUUUUGGAGCUAAAAGCGAAGAGAAACUAUAGGUUCAUAAUAUUCAGGAUAGAUGGACAACAAGUGGUGGUGGAAAAGCUGGGAAGCCCCGCGGAGAAUUACGACGAUUUCACCAAUGCCCUACCGCCCAAUGAGUGCCGCUAUGCUGUUUAUGACUUUGAUUUCACCACUACUGAGAAUAUCCAGAAGAGCAAGAUCUUCUUCAUAGCAUGGUCACCGGAUUCGUCGAGGGUAAGGAUGAAGAUGGUGUAUGCUAGCUCAAAGGACAGGUUCAAGAGAGAAUUGGAUGGGAUUCAGGUGGAGUUACAAGCCACUGAUCCGAGCGAGAUGAGUCUUGACAUCAUCAUAAGUCGAGCUCUCUAGAUAUCAUAUAUAUCUUCUCCCUGCUUUUCUAUAUAUAUUCAUAAAUUAAUCAUGGUCAAUCAAACAAUUUCUUCAUGUUAUAUGUAACUUUGAGUCUUGGUUUCAUUCAUUCUUUCUCCUCUUGACUAUUUUUUUUUUAAUUUUUUUUUAAGUUACAUUUUUAAAUUGA
Camelina sativa (false flax) is the source of this 751-nucleotide messenger RNA. NCBI's taxonomy places the organism in Eukaryota, Viridiplantae, Streptophyta, Magnoliopsida, Brassicales, Brassicaceae. The record is from RefSeq and is a predicted model, not a curated record.